This is a messenger RNA of Cynara cardunculus var. scolymus (artichoke), 1943 nucleotides long. RefSeq lists its product as uncharacterized. Gene Ontology annotation, biological process: NADH dehydrogenase complex (plastoquinone) assembly. Lineage: Eukaryota; Viridiplantae; Streptophyta; Magnoliopsida; Asterales; Asteraceae. The transcript is spliced from 5 exons. The record is from RefSeq and is a predicted model, not a curated record. Bases 43 to 705 code for a protein of 220 amino acids.
UCUCCAGUUCUCUCAGUAGAAAACCUUCCAUAGCAAUCUCCAAUGGCGUCUGCUUCGUCUCUUCACAUUUCAAAAACUCUUCCACUCUCUGCUGCUUAUUAUGCCGAUAAACGCCCCCACUUGUGCCACAACCCUACAAUUAAAUUUCCUGACAGAAAGAAGGUGGUACCGGAGGACAUUUUAGAUGUCCGGCAAGUUCUGAACAGACAUCACAGGCAUUUGGAAGUUGUAGUUAAGUGGGAAGGAUUGGCAGAAUCUGAAGCUUCGUGGGAGGAUUGGGAUGCGAUAAAAAAUCAAUUUCCAAACUUCCACCUUGAGGACAAGGCGAAUGCUUUGGGUCGGGGUAUUGAUAAACCAUCAUCCGGUUCACUUACGGCCAUCGAAACAUGCUGGGGUGUCCGAAGUAAUCAGAGUUUUAUUGGUGGAAUUAUGUCUGAAAUGAAAGAUCCAUCAGCUGAGACGCCAAAAGUUUCCACUUCACUACAGAUAGGGUCCCCAAUCAUCAUAGUUGAAGCUCCUACAAUGUUGAAGACGGCAGCUUCUGUUCCUUGUCUCAGAGUUAAUUCUGGCUUAGUUAAAGCCGGUGAUGUUGGCAGGAUUAUGUCAAGGAAGCCCAAGGAUGUAUGGGCAGUUCGUCUGACUAUUGGUACUUAUCUCAUAGAUGGAAAGUACUUCAAGCCCUUGCAAUUGGAUAAGGAUAACUGAUUUGUUUUGUACAUAACGAUUAUGAUAAGAAUAGCACUGGACUAGGUUAAGUAUGUAACAUCUAAACCAAACAAUACUAGUAUUCCACCCGGUGGUAAGGUCUUGGAGGGUAAGAUUUAUGCAAACCUUACAUUUAGAGAGGCCGAUUUAGAGAAAACCCUCAGCUUGUGAAAAAUGUCAAGUAAUGCAAAAAAGGAAUGUUUCUAGACAGAAUUGUAAAAGAAAGCAAAGAGCCUACCCAGCUAGAAAGCACACCCUUCCUGUUCCUAUAAAAAGAUACUGCAAGCCUAUCUCAAGACUCUGGACCCUCAAACCCACCCUCUACAAGCACAACUACCCUAAUUAUCUAAUGUUUAACUCCUCAAAAGCGAGCACAUGGAGUCGGACCCAUCAUAGAUAAUCUUGUUCCUUCUCAUCUUACUAUGAAAACAAAAUACUUUCUCUGAUUCUGGUGUUCUUUUUUCUAUUUAAAUACCAUCUGCCCCAAAUCUGAGUUGGGGUUGCUUUUGGUUUCCUAACUUCCCAAAAGGAUCGUAGGUUUAAACAUGUCCGAAUGCCACCUUUGUGAAUUGGGUAUGCCUAAGGACAUGAAUUUGAUUUUAGUUGGUCUUGUUGUUGUAUGAGUUAUCUAUCUUGAACCUAAUCUUGUAAUGGAGUUAGGAGCCCCACACAUCUAAUGGUUUAUACGAUAUGUAAAAGAAAGUCAUACAAGGGACCAUCCUUGUGUUAUAUGCAAUCAGUUGCUCAUCUCAUCUGCUUUCUAUCCUUAUAAUUGAGGUGGCCCAAAGGUUGUACUGCCCUCUCCUUUAACCCACGGAAACAGGGCCUGAAUAUUAGAGCUAACCUUACACGCUUUCGUGACCUCAGAUCGGAUGAGUAGUUGCAAAAUGCAAAAUAAAGCGUUAUAUACGAUGAGUUAAGAGUCCCCACCAUUGGAUAGACUUGAACCAUUUCUUUUUUAUGUGUUUUGGAGAGUAAUCUAAUGGGGUUCCACAUAUUUUCUUAUAUUACCAAAGCCAAGAUCUACCGGUGUAUGGACUCGGACUCGACACUCUGAGGCAAUCUGUGUUUAUCUAGCCUAGGCCCUUCUUUACACUCUGGGACAAUCCGAGGCUUUGUUGGAGUCUGACAGCAGCUGGACUUGGACUGUUUCUCUUCCAUAUUUAUGAGACUUCCCUUCUCUCCCAAAAACUAUUUUUUCAAGGUUCGUUAGACCACCUUUAUGAUUAGUUUUCAAA